This is a messenger RNA of Camellia sinensis, 1140 nucleotides long. The record is from RefSeq and is a predicted model, not a curated record. Lineage: Eukaryota; Viridiplantae; Streptophyta; Magnoliopsida; Ericales; Theaceae.
AUGGACACAAGAGAACCGGAAGAAAGAGUUGAUGAUCAUGUCUCCAUUAGUAUUUUAGACAAGUUUGAUAAUUUAUCUAAUCCAUCUUCUGAGUGUUGUAUCUUCAGAAUGCAUGAUCACUUACGAAAGGAAAAUGAGAAAGCCUAUGAACCAUCAAUAGUUGCUAUUGGUCCUUACCAUCAUGGUAAACCAAACCUAAAAGGAAUGGAAGUGCACAAAUUGCGGUUCCUACGAAGGUUUUUGAGUCGAAGAAAUGAAACGAGUGUGAAUAUAUAUGUCAUGGCCAUAAGAGAAUUGGAAGACAGAGCACGCAAAUGUUAUGCAGAAACCACUGGCCUUGGUCUUGACUGUAACUCAGAUCAGUUUGUGGAAAUGAUGCUUCUUGACGGUUUCUUUAUCAUUGAGUUAUUUUGCAUGAGUAAGAUGCUCCAACUGGUAGGUGAAAAUCAACAAUUUUUCGAAUUAGUCCAGCCUGUACUGACAAAUGAAAAUUACCAUAUUUUCCAAGCAUUCCAUAAUGUGCAACAACUGCUGGCUGAGAAUCACCAUAUUUUCCAAUCACAGCAGAUUAUGUAUGCCAUAGGACGUGAUUUAAUUCUACUAGAAAAUCAACUUCCGUUCUUUAUCCUUAAUCGUUUGUUUGACAUGACUAAUAGCGAUUCAAACUUGGGAAUCAUUCAAAUAACCUUAGAUUUUCUGAAACACUUAACACCACAGCAUAAACUACAAGCUCCUGGUGGAAUCUCAAUCGACAACAUCAAACACCUACUUGACCUAGUACAUAAUAGUUGGUGCUCUAAGUUACCUGAGACGAAUAGAAAUGUAAUAACAAGAGAGAAAUGGGAGUUCAUAAAUUCUGCAACAGAACUUCAGGAGGCUGGGGUUCAAUUCAAGAAGGCCGAGGGAAGCAACUUGUUUGAUAUAAAAUUCAAUAGUGGGACUUUAGAAAUUCCACUAUUAUCCAUCACAGACUAUACAAAGUCUUUCUUGACAAAUCUAGUUGCAUUUGAGCUGUGUCCUUCAUAUGGUAAGCAAAACUACGUUUGUGACUAUAUUGUCUUCAUGGAUCGCCUCAUCAAUUCCACCAAGGAUGUUCGUUUACUUAAUCAUAGUGGAAUUAUUGAAAGUUUGGGUGGGUGA